Messenger RNA from Cotesia glomerata, 1855 nucleotides. RefSeq names its product formin-C-like. The record is from RefSeq and is a predicted model, not a curated record. The transcript is spliced from 4 exons. The coding region runs from base 203 to 1357 and encodes 384 amino acids. NCBI's taxonomy places the organism in Eukaryota, Metazoa, Arthropoda, Insecta, Hymenoptera, Braconidae.
UUGCAUUCGAUUCUCUGCUCUGGCCCUUGGGUGAAACGCAUCUGCGCCUUCCUGGUGCAAGCCCUCACCGCAGAUCAGCUCCACUACAUUCCAGAGAGUCUUCUCUACAGUCUCGGACCUUCAAGUACUAUUUUUUAUUCAUUUUAUCGCUAAUUUAAUUAUCUGUCGUAAGUAAUUUAUAAAAAAACCCUAAAAGGUAAAAAUGUACAAGACAGUUCGCAAGGGAGAUGCGAGUCUCCAGUACACAAUUUUACCGCAAACGGACCAAUUUUUCGACAACGGUCCUCCGAUGACACCUCCUCCAUCGCCCUCAGCACGUGAUAAUAAUUGUCUCUGGGUUGUUUAUAAAUAUUUAACUACUGUGAAGGUUAUUCUAUACAAGCUUAUUAUUCCCGCUAUUAUUAUUUGUAUGUGCGUUUGGACUAUCAUCAUUAUUUUAAGUGAAACUUAUGCGGCUAAUGGUACCAGAUACGACGAUGAUGACUACAUUGAUGUUGAUGAUGAUCACACGGUGUCUCAAUUAGUUGCUAAUCCUAUUAAUAUUCAUAAUAAUAUCUACAAUAAUAAUAAUAAUAACAGUAAUAAUAUCGGUAUUAAUGAUAUGGACAAUACGACUGAAUUUAUAACACUAACUAGCAAGGCUUUUAAUAAUUACGAGACUACUGCUGAUAAUUACACUAGUUCAGAAAUUUCAGAUGAAUCAACUCCAGAAAUAACAACAGAAGAAAUAAACAUAAAAAUCGAAUCAACAGCUUCAUUAUUGCUAUCAUCAUUGCUAUCAGGUGAGACAUCACCACCGACUCCAGAAACAAGCUCGAAAGUCCAGACUGAGUUCACUGACCCAGCAACAACAACAACAACAACAGCAACUACUUCUGGAAGCUCGACAAGUACUUAUAAAAAAGCUAAGAUGCCACGUGUGACUCUUAAACUACGUGAGAACGAAACAAUACCGCAGAUGUACAUGAAAGCGGGUAUUGCGUCUUACAAGAAAGGAAAUAUUACUACAAGUGUACUUGCACAUGGUCUCAGUCUCGAGGGGUUGAUAUUCAAGACACCUGAGGGUACUAUUAAGCCGUGGAAAGACAAAUGGCCAUUUGGUGAGUCCUCACUCUACAAAGAUUACAGCCAGUGGAAGAAAAUAAGCGAAUUUCAUCAACAGAUGUUCGCAAUUCUGGUGACGCUGAUGGCAAUAUCAAUUUUAAUAUUCUGUAUAUUGACUGUAGUGCAGCUUAAGGCUCAUCGUCGUAAAUGUCAAACUGUUGAAGAGCCACUUUUGAAUGAAAAGCAAGACGAAGAAGAAGUAGAUCACAGAUCGAAGCUACUUGACUCAGAAACUAAAGACGAUAGUGACUAAAAAAGUAUUUGCUAUAAUAAUAAUAAUUUUUUAAAUUAUUAUUAUUUUUUCUUUUUUGAAUUAUUUAAUAAAAAAUUGACGUGGAGGCUAAUUUCGCGUUUCGACAAUUACAAUUAAUCAUUAAUUAAAUUCAUAAAAAAAAAUGAAUAAAUAUAAACUUAUAUAUAAAGAUAUAUUGAAAUAAAGCAUGAUAAAAAAUUAAGAAAUAAAAUAAUCGAAGUAAUAAGAUGAUGAUCAGUGAGGAAUUGUGCAAUUAGGUUGUCACAGUGUAUGACUGAAGAAAUAAUAACUAAAUUAAUAUAUGCAUAUCUGAUGUGAUUCACAAGUUUAAAUUAUUUAUAAUAAUAACAAUAAUUAUUAAUUAAAAGCACUUGGUUAAAUAAUUUAAUCUUUCUCGAUUGCAAUGUACAAAUUAUCCUUCAUAUUAUAAAUAUGUGUAUAUAUUUUUAUUGACUUCCAAAAUGGCGAUAAUUAACAGAGUAGAAAAAAAAAUAUUUA